UCUAGUCAGCCAGCAGCUGACCCAACCUCCGGUCACCAUGAAGGCUCUCCUGACUCUGGGACUCCUCCUGCUUUCUGUCACUGCCCAGGCCAAGGUCUAUGAACGUUGUGAGUUUGCCAGAACUCUGAAAAGGAAUGGAAUGGCUGGCUACCGUGGUGUCAGCCUGGCCAACUGGGUGUGUUUAGCUCAGCACGAGAGCAAUUAUAACACACAAGCUACAAACUACAACCCUGGAUCCCGAAGCACCGACUAUGGGAUAUUUCAGAUCAAUAGCCGAUACUGGUGUAAUGAUGGCAAAACUCCAAGAGCUGUGAAUGGCUGUAGGAUACCUUGCAGUGCUCUGCUGAAGGAUGACAUCACUACAGCCAUACAAUGUGCAAAGAGGGUGGUGAGAGAUCCCCAAGGCAUUCGAGCAUGGGUCGCAUGGCGUAAACACUGUCAAAAACGAAACCUAUCCCAGUAUAUUCGGAACUGCGGAGUCUGACCGCUGUGUGCUUCUACUGCAGCUCAUUCUGUCUCUUUCUCACUGUACGAAUAGAUAUGGGGAAGGCCACACUUCUUCGUUUUCC
This is a messenger RNA of Mus pahari (shrew mouse), 569 nucleotides long. RefSeq names its product lysozyme (gene Lyz). Lineage: Eukaryota; Metazoa; Chordata; Mammalia; Rodentia; Muridae. Bases 38 to 484 code for a protein of 148 amino acids. Gene Ontology annotation, molecular function: lysozyme activity. Gene Ontology annotation, biological process: defense response to Gram-positive bacterium; defense response to Gram-negative bacterium. The transcript has 4 exons. The record is from RefSeq and is a predicted model, not a curated record.